Messenger RNA from Rhizophagus irregularis DAOM 181602=DAOM 197198, 1374 nucleotides. RefSeq lists its product as uncharacterized. Lineage: Eukaryota; Fungi; Glomeromycota; Glomeromycetes; Glomerales; Glomeraceae. The record is from RefSeq and is a predicted model, not a curated record. Gene Ontology annotation, biological process: protein phosphorylation; cell surface receptor signaling pathway. Gene Ontology annotation, molecular function: ATP binding; protein kinase activity.
AUGGCAAAUGAUAAAUUCAAGUUGAAAUUGAAAACGGGUUUGUCGAUAAUCAAAAGGAUUAUAGAAAUUGGGAAAAAUGUCCCAUUAAUACAAACGGCUUCCGCAGUUGCAGAACAAAUUCAAAAACAAAUCGAAAUUCAAGUAGACAAUGAAGAAAUGUGGGCAGACAUUAAGGAAAGAGUUUGUACUGCACAAGAACAACUGAACCGUUGUAAUCUUGAUGAAAGAAAAUAUAAUCGAGCAUACAAAAAUUACAUUGAAGUUUUAAAAUAUAUUAAUCUGUAUAUGAAAGAAAUGGGGAAUAAGGAAAGUUCGGAUGAUAAAAUUUACAAGAAGCUCAAAUCUUUUGUAAAUGCUUCUCACAUUAAUGAAGUUUAUAAGGAACUUUUACAUAAACUUGAUGAUGCAACUAAAGAAUUUCAUUUUGAAAUAAACAUAGAAACGUACAAUAAAGUAGAUGUUUUAAAUGAUAAAGUGGAUAUUAUAUGCAACAUGAUGAGUUUAGCUUUCUUAAAUAAAGGAUUUGAUCCUAACCCCAAAGAUGUGAAUUUAACUAAGCUUUAUGACAACGAUAUCGAGGAUCCUGAAAAUGAUGAUAAGGAUAUUCGAGGUGAUGGCAGAGUUGAAAAAAAAUACUAUAAUGGGGAAACAGUUGCAUUAAUAAAAGUUAAAUAUCCGCAAAAUCAAAAUGACGAAGAAAAAAUUCGUAAAUCAGCUAUAUAUCAUUUAUAUCUUAGUGCUUGUAAUUCGAUUCUCAGAUUUAAAGGAACGUUAGCUUCAAACAGAAGUAUGUAUAUCGUAAUCGAAUGGGCUGAAUAUGGGUACCUUGAACUAUUUCUUCAGAAAGAUAUCGCUUUUCCUUGGUCUGAACGCAUAAAAAUUUCACAACAAAUUGCUUCUGCGAUUCAGUUUUGUCAUAAUAAUCAUAUCCUACAUCAUAAUCUCCGUAGUAAAAAUGUCUUAAUUGAUAAAGACUUAAAUGCUAAACUUACCGGAUUCGAGUCAGCUAAGUUUAGUUACGAAGGAACUCGACCUACAUCGGAUGAAGAUGGGAUUAGGUAUUAUCCGAUAGAACGAUUUGGUGUAGAACACCACUUAUGGUGUAAAAGAUGUGAUAUUUAUAGUUUUUCAGUGUUACUCUGGGAAAUCGCUUCAAGAAAAAAACCGUUUGAGGAUAUCACAACCAAACGACUAAUAAAAAUGUUACCGGAAAGAUUGCGAACUGGUGAAGGUCCAGGCAAAAUUGAUAGUGAUAUUCCAUUAAAGUUUAAAGAGAUAAUCGAUAGUUGUGGCUCCUUAAAUCAAAAAAGUCGACCCGAAAUUAAACAAGUUUCUAAGGAGCUCAACUCUCUAUAUCUCAAUCAUGGGAAAUAA